Vitis riparia (riverbank grape) is the source of this 2094-nucleotide messenger RNA. Its product is annotated as DEAD-box ATP-dependent RNA helicase 27. Gene Ontology annotation, biological process: maturation of LSU-rRNA from tricistronic rRNA transcript (SSU-rRNA, 5.8S rRNA, LSU-rRNA). The record is from RefSeq and is a predicted model, not a curated record. Bases 74 to 1816 code for a protein of 580 amino acids. The transcript is spliced from 12 exons. Lineage: Eukaryota; Viridiplantae; Streptophyta; Magnoliopsida; Vitales; Vitaceae. Gene Ontology annotation, molecular function: RNA helicase activity; nucleic acid binding; ATP binding. Gene Ontology annotation, cellular component: nucleolus.
UCUAAUAUCCCAUGCUCUAGAGAUUUUGCUCGAGUAAACCCUAACUAUAGCCACCACCAACAUAGUGGCAGCCAUGGCUACUGCAGAAGAAGCAAAGCCUCACGCUUCAACUGAAGAGGAUCAAGCGAAGAAGAAGAAGCGAAAGAGAAGUAGACCUAAGAAGAUGCCGAAGGAGUCAGAGCCAGCACCCUCUGAUACCGCUAACAAUGACGAAGAUUCUACACCAGAAGAAGAAGAGGCAGUUGCGGAAGACAGAGAAGAGGAAGUUGCAGAGGAGAGGGAAGCGGUCGAGUCCCACAAGGAGAAGAAGAAGGCGAAGAAGAGCGGUUCUGGAAUCAUGAGUACCGAGGCGUUCUCGGCUUUGGGUUUGUCUGAGCCCACCAUGAAGGCGAUUAAUGACAUGGGCUUCGAGAACAUGACUCAGAUUCAAGCCCGAGCAAUCCCACCACUUUUGUUGGGAAAAGAUGUUCUUGGAGCUGCAAGGACAGGUUCUGGAAAGACCCUUGCAUUUUUAAUACCAGCAGUGGAGUUGUUAUAUCACAUUAGUUUUAUGCCACGGAAUGGGACAGGUGUUGUUGUGAUUUGCCCUACAAGGGAGCUUGCUAUUCAGACUCAUGCAGUGGCAAAGGACCUUCUCAAGUAUCAUACACAGACUCUUGGCUUGGUAAUCGGUGGCUCAGCUAGAAGGGGAGAAGCCGAACGCCUUGCAAAAGGUGCAAAUCUAUUAGUAGCAACUCCUGGCCGACUUCUUGACCACCUUCAAAAUACCAAGGGAUUCAUAUAUAAAAACUUGAAGUGCCUCAUCAUCGAUGAGGCUGACAGGAUAUUGGAAGCGAACUUUGAGGAAGAAAUGAAGCAAAUUAUUAAGCUUCUACCAAAGGAGAGGCAAACUGCUCUUUUCUCAGCCACCCAAACUAAGAAGGUUGAGGAUCUUGCACGCUUAUCAUUCCAGACAACACCUGUCUAUAUUGAUGUGGAUGAUGGGAGGACAAAGGUCACUAAUGAAGGGCUGCAGCAAGGGUAUUGUGUCGUGCCAAGUGCCAAGAGAUUCGUUCUUUUGUAUUCCUUCUUGAAGAGGAAUCUGUCAAAGAAAGUGAUGGUUUUCUUCUCUUCAUGUAACUCGGUGAAGUACCAUUCAGAACUUCUCAGAUACAUUCAGGUGGAUUGCCUUGAUAUUCAUGGGAAGCAAAAGCAGCAGAAGCGGACCUCCACCUUCUUUGACUUCUGUAAAGCUGAGAAAGGCAUCUUGUUAUGUACUGAUGUUGCUGCUCGUGGUCUUGACAUUCCCGAUGUGGACUGGAUAGUGCAGUAUGACCCUCCAGAUGAGCCCAAGGAAUACAUCCAUAGAGUUGGCCGAACAGCUCGUGGGGAGGGUAAAAAAGGAAAUGCCCUGCUUUUUCUGAUUCCAGAAGAGUUGCAAUUUCUUCGCUAUCUUAAGGCUGCAAAGGUACCUGUUAAAGAGUAUGAAUAUGAUGUAAAGAAGCUGGCUAAUGUGCAAUCUCACCUGGAAAAGUUGGUGAGCAACAACUAUUAUUUGAACAAGUCUGCUAAAGAUGCAUAUAGAUCUUAUAUAUUGGCAUAUAAUUCACAUUCUAUGAAGGAUAUCUUCAAUGUUCACCGCCUUGAUCUUCAGGCGGUUGCUAGUUCAUUCUGCUUUUCUUCACCGCCAAAGGUAAAUCUAAGCAUAGACAGCAGUGCAUCUAAGUUUAGAAAGAAGACGCGUAAGGUUGAAGGAAGCCGGAAUGGAUUCAGCGAGAGCAACCCUUAUGGGAGGCAAAGAGGUCAAGAUGAUAAGAGACAAUUUGUGAGGUAUUAACAGAAGCAGUAGAGCUCAAAUCCAGAAACAAUGCAUGCUUCUGCACAAAUUUUGAUCAGAGGUUUUGUUGUUUUUGCAAUUUUCCAUGUUGAGGUAUUGUUGAUAUAAUACAAAAAUUUUCUAAGUAUUUUAUUAACUACCAGCAAAGCUUGUAGCUCAAUUGUGAUACUGGUACAAACCCUGGAUGAACUAUACCUGUUAGCAUCUAUCAUUUAUGCGAAAUGUUAAGCUACAAUUUGUAUGUUUUGUUCAGAAAAGAACUUCAUGGUUCAUUUUUA